AUGACAACUUUUUUUGUAAAUAUUUUAGCUUUAGGUACUUUAUUUUCUAGUGUUUUUGCUAUUACUUCUAAAAACCCAGUAAUUUCAAUUAUUUUUGUAAUUGCCACUUUUGUUCAAGCUGCUGGAUACUUAAUAUUCAUUGGUGUUAAUUUUAUAGGUAUUUCUUAUAUUGUAAUAUAUGUAGGUGCUAUCGCUGUAUUAUUCUUAUUUGUAAUUAUGAUGAUUAAUAUUAAACUUACAGAUAUAUUAGAAACAGGAAAUCAAUAUACUAAAAAUUUACCUUUAGCUUUAGCAAUAGGUUCUUUAUUCACAUAUGUAAUAUUUACUAUUAUUCCAUUUAAUUUAAAUAAUGUACCUGCAUUAUCUUUAAUCUCAGAAUCAUUAAUUAAUUUAAAUAGUUUAAUAUUAAAUUCUAAUCUUAUUUCAAAAGAUUUCAUUAGUAUAAUCGUUAAUGCUUACUAUAAUUUAUCUCUUUCAGAUAUUAAUAUUACAGAUUUUACACAAAUAGAAACAUUAGGAUAUAGUCUAUACACAUAUGGUGCUAUUUUCUUAAUUAUCUUAAGUGUUAUAUUAUUAUUAGCUAUGUUAGCUACUAUUAUUAUUUCAAGAUCUAAUAAAUAA
Molecule: messenger RNA, 621 nt
Organism: Pleurotus ostreatus (oyster mushroom)
Lineage: Eukaryota; Fungi; Basidiomycota; Agaricomycetes; Agaricales; Pleurotaceae
Source: the annotation of a RefSeq genome assembly